This is a messenger RNA of Mercenaria mercenaria, 12480 nucleotides long. RefSeq lists its product as uncharacterized. The coding region runs from base 11083 to 12204 and encodes 373 amino acids. The transcript has 3 exons. Gene Ontology annotation, molecular function: protein binding. Lineage: Eukaryota; Metazoa; Mollusca; Bivalvia; Venerida; Veneridae. The record is from RefSeq and is a predicted model, not a curated record.
CUCGCUUGCUUUGUAAACAUUGGCGAAGUACCUGCGGUACCGGAAGCCAAGUACCUUCAUUCCUCAUGAUCUUGGCUAAUUGAUAAACUUUUAACUAAUACGUUUCAGGAAUAAGUAAAUAACAGAAAAAUGGAGGCUUCGUUCCAGCAAGUUGAAAGUGACAGUGAAAAUGAUGAUGACAUGCCCGUAACAUUCGAUUUCACGCGGAGGUCAUGGCGAGAUGAUGUUACAUUCCUCAUUGAAGAUAAUCGGCUUUAUGCAACCAAGGCAAUAUUAGGAAUUGCCUCCCCAGUGUUUGAAGCAAUGUUUGGCUCAAGUUUUAAAGAACGAGAUCAGGAAGAAAUUCCUCUGCCAGGUAAAAAUUUUGAAGACUUCAACGAGUUUCUUCAUUGCAUUUAUCCAAAAUCACAAAGGGAAAUAGACGAGGAGAAUGUGUACAAAGUUCUUCCACUGGCUGAUGAAUACGAUGUGAAAUCUUUGAUUAAGGAGUGUAAACAGUUCUUAAGUUCUCAUAUAAUGAGUGAGAGCACAUCAACUCAUGACGUUAUGUUAUGUCAUGGUAUAGCAACUAGACAUAAAUUCAAAAGUAUCAGGGAAGUUUGUGCAAGACGACUGUCAAAUAUUGGACUUAAAGAAAUAGAAUGUAUGGAACACAUCAGCGAUGCUGAAACACUUCUACAAAUUCAUAAAGAUAUUCUAAGAAAACAAGGUGAAGCUUUUGAGGAAACCCGGACGGAACUGGUUAACCUGUACUUACAUAAAGACCUAACUGUGAAAGAUGAUGUUGCACCAAUAACCCCAUCAGAAGCCAGGGGUUCUAUCAUUAAAUUUGAACCAAUGAUAAAUACACUAACAGAAAAUAAGCGAACAUUAAGUCAGUCAGUGAUGCUAUGGAAUUUAACCUUCCAUAGUGUUCUGAGAAUAAUCAGUGUGAACAAUGAAGAAUUCAUUUCAUUGUACCUCACUGCUACAUAUCCAGAAGAUGAGGAAAAUUUUGUGUGCAGAGUUAAGGCAAAAUUUCUGAUUAAAUAUGCCGGUACAGAUGAAAGUGCACGGCAUAUUUGUCGAUCAAUACGUGAAAGGGAAUUCACAAAUGAUGGCAAUUCAUGGGGAUUUGAGAAAAUUGCAAAAUUAAAUUACCUUAUCAAAAAGGGAUAUGUUGCAAAUGACACACUAAAUAUUGCAAUCUAUGUAUUGGCAAAUAAGCCAUUUUGUAGGAACUGAUACCAAUUUUCUGUUAGUUGGUCAGUUUGUGAAUUUCCAAAGACUACAGAUUUAUUAGAGAAUAACCACUGAGAUAUAGAAGUUUAAGUGUAUGAAAGUUCUGUAAGAAUUUGUGGGAGUGAAUCAGGUUUUUUUUUAAUUAUAAUACACUAUCCUUGCUUGAAUUGAGGCUUGUUUAUAAUAUUUUCUUGAAUUUAUACUAAAUGUAAAGUUUUUCUAAGAUGGAGAAUGUUUUCUAGUAUAUCCGUUCAGAAUUGCAGAGUAAAAACAAAGUAACUGCCCUUAAAUCAUUGUAAACUGUUUUUGUCUAUUCACUGCCAUAUCUUUUUAAUAAUAAGUUACUGUGAGUUUUUGUAAUGGACCCUGCAAGUAUUCUGAAAAUUAGUAAUUUUUGGUAAUUUUCUAAUAGUUUUUUUCUUUUGAUACCUUUGACAGAUUCGUAAAAUAAGCAGCAAAAAUGUUAACCUCAUCAGAAUGAAGUGCAGAAUGCACAAUUCAUUUCACUAGGUUUUACUUGGAGGUCAAAAAGCUCAACUUUAUUUCUGUUUCAUAUUGUCUAAACCCCUUGGAAGGUUUUCAUAAAACUCGCAUCAACUAUUAACAUCACCAAGAUGUCGUUUAGAGAGAACGACCCGGCUCGCUAUGUCCAAGGUCAAUGUCACACUUAGAAGUGGAAGAUCAAAUAGCUUAACUUCGUGUCCACUUUAUAUCUUCUUAACAGCAUGGUAGAUUUUUUUGUAAAACUAGCUUCAUUAUUUAACCUCAUCAAGAUGAAAGUAGAGCUCACAGUUCAGGUCACUAGGUUCAAGGUCAAGUUCACACUAGGAGGUCAAAGAACUUAAUUUUGUCCACUCCAUGUUGUCUAAACCACUGGAAAGAUUUUCUUAAAACUAACAUCAAAUGUUAACUUCAUCAAGACACCGUGCAGAGCACACAUUACAGGUCACUAGGUCCAAAGUCAAGGUCUUAUUUAGGUAAAAAAUCGAAUAACUGAAAUUCAUGUCCACUCAAUAUAUUUUUACCACAAAAAUGGGUUUCAUAGCAUUAGCGUCAAUUGUUAACUCAUCCAUAUGACAUGCAGAGUGCAAAAUUCAGGAAGUAAGUCCAAGGUCAGGGCCGCACUUAAAGAUCAAGGUCAAAUAGCUUAAUAUGUUUCCGCACAGUAUCUUCUUAAUCAAUUGAAGGUUUUCUAAAAUUAGCAUAACUUGUUAACUUCAGCAAAACAACAUGCAGAAUGUACAAUUUAGGCCACUAGGUCGAACGCCAAGGUCACAUUUGAAGAACAAAAGUCAUGAUCAUAACAUUUUACUUUCCAAGUAUCAAAGCAACGUCUGGGGAUAUUAAUCACCUUUAGUGAUAGCUCUAGUUAUGUUUCCCAUCAAUUAGUAUGGAAUAUAUUGAUUUAAUGUUGUUCUACUGUCUUCCAGUCUGUCAGUCUGUAUGUCUCCAACUUUGCCUGUGCAUCUUCGCCGACACUACAAGUGGAUUUUCACCAAACUUCACAAAAGUUAUUAUUACCAAACCGUGUUGUGCAUGACGUCGGCAUAUUCUGAUUCAUUUAUUUACAGUGCAGUUAUGGGCCUCGAUCAAAUCCGAUGAUAUUUUGGCAACUUCUCUUAUAUUUGUGGGCGGAUUUCCUCCAAACCUUACAGCAGUGACCAGUGCCAAGCCUAAUUUUGCAUAUUAUCGGAAUGUCACAGUUGAUCAAUUUUUUAUGAAGUUAUGGCCCUUGAUUUGUCGUAUUUUACCUUUUCCGGUAAUUUAUUUAUUUGUCAAAUUUUAUGAUGUGUUCUCAAAUUCUUUCGCACAAUUGGACAGAUUUCCACCAAAUCUUACACAGGAGUUAUCAAUGCCAAACUCAGUUCUGCAUAUCAUCAGCAUGUAUCGGUUCAGUGAUUUUAAGUAGAGUUAUAGCCCUUUAUUUUUUUUGGUAUUUUGCAUUAUUUACACUACUUGCUGUGUAACAUUGAGCUGAAUUUCACCAAACCUCACAAGUGAUCACUGUGACGUGUAGUUGUGCAUAUCAUGGGCAUGUUAUGUCCCUUUAUUUGUCAAAUCCUACUAUUGUCUGUUCUACUGCUCCUAUAGCACUGGAUGGAAUUACACCAAGCUCGAACUGGAAGGACCAGUGCCAAGCAGUGUUGGAUAUAUUGUUGGAAUGUUCUGGUUCAGUGAUUUUUACUAGUUACACAGACAAAUUUGUAGCAUUUUACAUUAUGUCUGUGUGUUAAGUGGUGGGGAAUACACAUUUUUCAUGAAAAAACAAUCACUAGAUGGAAAACGCUUUUAUUAGAAGCCGACGAAAUCAGAAUUUACACAAAAUCAGAGUUAUUGUCAUUUAAUCGAUUAAUUAGAAACUGUUAAGUAGUUUUUUUUGUGUACAUCAGGUGUCAUAUCUUUUCAAUGGUUGAUUCACUGAGUUGGUAUUUGUUGUGGAAGGGAAUAUAGGAAUGAAGUCCAUCCCUCUGUCUGUUUGUUUGUCUGUCCAACCGACUAGCCAUCACACUUUUUAGCUCACCUGUCACAAAGUGACAAGGUGAGCUUUUGUGAUCGCGCGGUGUCCGUCGUCCGUCGUCCGUCCGUCAGUCAGUCCGUGCGUGCGUCCGUAAACUUUUGCUUGUGACCACUCUAGAGGUCACAUUUUUCAUGGGAUCUUUAUGAAAGUUGGUCAGAAUGUUCAUCUUGAUGAUAUCUAGGUCAAGUUUGAAACUGGGUCACGUGCCUUCAAAAACUAGGUCAGUAGGUCUAAAAAUAGAAAAACCUUGUGACCUCUCUAGAGGCCAUAUAUUUCACAAGAUCUUCAUGAAAAUUGGUCAGAAUGUUCAUCUUGAUGAUAUCUAGGUCAAGUUCGAAACUGGGUCAUGUGCCUUUAAAAACUAGGUCAGUAGGUCUAAAAAUAGAAAAACCUUGUGACCUCUCUAGAGGCCAUAUAUUUCACAAGAUCUUCAUGAAAAUUAGUCAGAACGUUCAUCUUGAUGAUAUCUAGGACAAGUUCGAAACUGGGUUACGUGCCGUCAAAAACUAGGUCAGUAGGUCAAAUAAUAGAAAAACCUUGUGACCUCUCUAGAGGCCACAUUUUUCAUGGGAUCUGUAUGAAAGUUGGUCUGAAUGUUCACCUUGAUGAUGUCUAGGUCAAGUUCGAAACUGGGUCACGUGCGAUCAAAAACUAGGUCAGUAGGUCUAAAAAUAGAAAAACCUUGUGACCUCUCUAGAGGCCAUAUAUUUCAUGAGAUCUUCAUGAAAAUUGGUCAGAAUGUUCACCUUGAUGAUAUCUAGGUCAAGUUCGGAAGUGGGUCACGUGCCAUCAAAAACUAGGUCAGUAGGUCAAAUAAUAGAAAAACCUUGUGACCUCUCUAAAGGCCAUAUUUUUCAUGGGAUCUGUAUGAAAGUUGGUCUGAAUGUUCAUCUUGAUGCUAUCUAGGUCAAGUUCGAAACAGGAUCAUGUGCGGUCAAAAACUAGGCCAGUAGGUCUAAAAAUAGAAAAACCUUGUGACCUCUCUAGAGGCCAUACUUGUGAAUGGAUCUCCAUAAAAAUUGGUCAGAAUGUUCACCUUGAUGAUAUCUAGGUCAAAUUUGAAACUGGGUCAUGUGCCUUAAAAAACUAGGUCAGUAGGUCAAAUAAUAUAAAAACCUUGUGACCUCUCUAGAGGCCAUACUUUUCAUGGGAUCUGUAUGAAAGAUGAUUUGAAUGUUCUUCUUGAUGAUAUCUAGGUCAAGUUUGAAACUGGGUCAACUGCGGUCAAACACUAGGUCAGUAGGUCUAAAAUUAUUAAAAUCUUUUGACCUCUCUAGAGGCCAUAUUUUUCAAUGGAUCUUCAUGAAAAUUGGUCAGAAUAUUCACCUUGAUGAUAUCUAGGUCAGUUUCGAAACUGGGUCAUGUGCGGUCAAAAACUAGGCCAGUAGGUAUAAAAAUAGAAAAACCUUGUGACCUCUCUAGAGGCCAUAUUUUUCAUGAGAUCUUCAUGAAAAUUAGUGAGAAUGUUCACCUUGAUGAUAUCUAGGUAGAAUUCAAAACAGGGUCACGUACCUUUGAAAACUAGGUCAAUAGGUCAAAUAAUAGAAAAACAUUGUGACCUCUCUAGAGACCAUAUUUUUCAAUGGAUCUUCUUGAAAAUUAGUCAGAAUUUUUAUCUUGAUAAUAUCUAGGUCAAGUUCAAAACUGGGUCACAUGAGCUCAAAAACUAGGUCACUAUGUCAAAUAAUAGAAAAAACGACGUCAUACUCAAAACUGGGUCAUGUGGGAAGAGGUGAGCGAUUCAGGACCAUCAUGGUCCUCUUGUUUUGUUUGUAUCAGAACUUUAAAAUGGCUGAAAGAAUUGUGAAGAGUCCUGAUUUAUUGAUAAGUGGCAAUAACAUGUACAACAAUAUAUGGAUUUCUUUUUUUUUGCAUUGUUUGUGAAUUAUCUAAUUUUUAUAUGCCCCCCCCCCCCUCCACCACCUCCACAUUUUUGAGGGGUUCGGACACUUAGAUAUGCCUUUGUCGUCUGUCUGUCUGUCUACUUUGCAGGAUAUGUGUUUUGCAUAUCUCAAAGAGUCUUUGAAGUAGAAUCAUCAAACAUCUCAGGAUUAUUAUUCAACAUAAACCAUGACUUUCAUUUAGGAUUUCACUCGUUGUGGCCUUGAUUCUAUAUUAUGGUCUGCUUAAUUUGGGUCUCUGAUAGCUUAUAAUUAGUAAGAUAGUACUUUUAGUAGUAUAUUUUCCGCAAAUAAUUAACUUUAAUCACAAACAUACUACUGUUUUACAUUUCUAUUUUUCUCACCUGUCUAUGUGCUAUAGCAAGAUACUGCAUAUUCAUUUACUUUACCAUUCAAUGUAAGCUAGUUGCUUUUACCAGAAAGUUUUACAACUUUACGAUAUAAUUCAUAUUGAGAUAUUUUUAUGCCCCCAAAGGGAGGCAUAUUAGUUUUCAACUGUCCAGCCGUUCGUUCGUUAGUUAGUUCGUUCGUUCGUUCGUCACAAUGUUAACUUUUUGCAUGAAGGCACUUUACUCGCAAACCACUGCACCCAGGACCUUCAAACUUCACAUGCUGAUAGUACUUAUUGAGUACACGACCCUACUGACUUUGGGGUCACCAGGUCAAAGGUCAAGGCGCUGCGGGGGCAUUUGUCACCAUUAGUGACAGCUCUUGUUUAUUAUUUGUUAACAUUAAGAAGCUAUAAUUAAUCUUGGAAUGAUAUCUGAUAUCACUUUUUCAAACUGGUUUUAUAAACUCACAUUAGUGCAAAGUACUCUAGGGUUAGCUUAUGUCAUAACUCUUCUCCAGUCAUUGUUUGUUCUCCAUCUGUCAACAAUAUUACUGUUCAUAGACAUAAAUUUUCAGCACUCUUCAUGUAACCUUACAUAGAAUGUACAUAUCCACAAGAUCUCUAUCAAGCUAGAUAUUUGAGAGUAUUGCUUAUGUAAUAAUAAAGUUAUAUGCCCAUGAAUUUAUCAUAAUUGCCUUAUUUCACAUUGUUACUUUUUAUUUUUUGGAUUAAGUAGAAUAAAAGUGAUAAGUACCCCUUUAUCAAAGUGCCGAAUAUUGAAAAACAGGUUUUCAUGGUUAAGGUUAUUUCUAGUAUCAUGAAGUAAAUGCUCUUAUUUUUAUACGCCCGUCUCUGAAAGAGCGGGGCGUAUUAUGUAAACACUCGUGGCGGUCAGUCGGCAUCCAUCCAAAACAUAUCCGUUCUCUAAGUUGAUCAGUUUUCAUAAGAUCUUCACCGAACUUGCUGACAAUGUUUGUGAGCAUAAUAUCUCGGCCAGGUUCGAUAACCAGCUAAAUCGUCCCUUGCUCUCUUGGAUUAUGGCCUUUGUAUUACUCGAAAAACAGCGUUUUUUUUAGCCUUGUCCGCUCUCUAAGUCAAACAGUUUUCAUCCGAUCUUCACCAAACUUGCUGACAAUGUUUGGGGCCAAGUUCAUUAACCAGCCAAAUCGCCCCAGGCACUCUUGGAUGAUGGCCCUUGAAUUACUCAAAAAACUGCGAAUUUAGCCUUGUCCGCUCUAUAAGUCCCAACAGUUUUCAUCCGAUCUUCACCAAACUUGCUGACAAUGUUUGUGGGCAUAAUAUUCGAUAACCAGGUUCGAUAACCAGCCAAACUGCCCCAAGCAUUCUUGGAUUAAGGCCCUUUAAUUACUCGAAAAACUGCAAUUAUAGUCUUGACCGCUCUCUUAGUCAAACAGUUUUCAUCCGAUCUUCGUCAAACUUGCUGACAAUGUUAGUGUGCAUAAUAUCUUGGCCGAGUUCGAUUACCAGCCAAAUCGCCCCAGGCACUCUUGGAUUAUGGCCCUUGAAUUACUAAACAAACUGCGAGUUUGCCUUGUCCGCGCUCUAAGUCGAAGAGGUUUCAUCCGAUUUUCACCAAACUUGCUGACAAUGUUUAUGGGCAUAAUAUCUUGGCCAAGUACGACAACCACCCAAUGCCCCCCAGGCACUCUUGGAUUAUGCCCCUUGAACUACGCCGAGUUCAAUGACGGGCGUAUUUUGUGACAGUCAUGCACUCUUGUUUGUUUUGGUGACUGUCAAUUGUUGUAACUAUUGGUUCAACAACUAGGCCAUGAUCUACUAGUACUAUAACGUCUAGCACCCUGGUAAACAAAUUUGCCAGUACUUGUGUAGGGAUAAUACACGUUUUUUUCUGUAGUAACGUCUGCAGAAGCCCGCGGGAUUGUUUGUGACCGAGACCCAAGGGCCUCUGCAGACGUUAAUACACAAAACAAACGUGUAUUGUCGCUAUUCUUGCAUAAAAACAUAACACAACGACUAAAUGCAUUGUUUUCAUAAUUAUGUGAUGACUUUACGAUCGUAAGAGUCGAUUAAUAGGCUCUUAACACUUGGGUUUGCUGUAACUCUGUGAUUGCAGGUAUGCAAAUUUUGAUUCCAUACUACAUGUUUUUAUUUAAAUUUAUGUAAAUGAGAUGUGAAACCAAAAUUUGUAGUCCUGUUUGUCGCCAUAUAACUUAUACUGUGUUGGUGCGCCGUAAAAAUAAAUAAAUAAAUAAACAUUUUUAGUUACCAUUCGGUUGUUCUUGGAAACGGUAAACAUGUUUUAAAUAUCCAUAACCGGGACACACAUAUCAGCAACACUACCAAAAGCGUGAUUUGAAGGCUUUUGAGCAUCUUAUUUUUAUUUCUAGUUAUUACAAACGUUAAAUUACCCAUAAUUUUGCAUAUAACUUAAAAAUUUGAUUAACAGGAACACAAUUUUAAGGAUAAUAACUUUAUAUUCGAAUUAUUUUGAGUACGAACACAUUUAGAGUACGGAUGAGUGCGAACGUAGUGAUAAGUUUUCAAAUUUUCUAUCCGAAUUUUUCGCGAAAUUAAAUAAAAACAAUCCGACUGAUACUUUCAAAAAUCAUUAAAAUGAUUCCUAAAAAGGAUCAAUUGCGCAAGUUACACGCAUUUCUUACACAUUCACGGUUAUCAACAAAAAAUGAAUCGACUCCGAUUUCUAAAAGGGGUGUAAACAAGGGUGGAGCAAGUACAUACAAUUUUGGGGGUAGUGCGUUUGGAUUUGGUAACUGAUACAGCAAAACGUACUAUGGAUUAGAUUGAAUCUUUCACGCAACAUGAAGAGAAUAUUAUGUUACAAUCAAGACGCAGAUACCAGAUGUCAGUCUGCGCAGAAAUACAUAUAUACAUCCCCGACAAAGCAUUUCAAAAAUAAAAAUCGUGUACUAACAGCAUGUGAAUUGCCUUGUUUGCACACGAUUUUCCCCCCUUUAAUACUUGGGCGGAUCAAGUAAAAAAAGAAGUUUUUAUGCAAGAAUGUAUGUCGGCCUCUUCAUUCAUGAUUAGUCAGGACUGGUUAAAAAACUUUUAACAGGCGAUCACACAUGGUGUGUAGACAGACCACUAAGAGAUGUCCAUCCCCAGUUAACAUAUUUAUAAUCAAUGACCUAUGCUCAAAUAAAAUUUCAUAUUUCACUUACAUCUUGUUUUGAUUCUAACUUUUCGAUUGUUACAUCUCGAAAUGGAGAGGGGAAACAGAUUCUGAAUUUGGCGGAUGGUAACCCAUUACCUUGUAUGUGUUGAUCCCCGCCUCUAUUGUUUGGAUUGCUGAGAAGUGCACUGAUGAGAGUCACGGUGGAAAGAUGUUACUAAAGGAAUAUAAGAAUCACUGGCUGAAGGUGUGGAUAGAAAUAUCUGGCCCGAGGGAAACUGUUUACGGCUCUACUGAGUUACCGCAACCUUCAACUAGUGAUGAAUUCUUUUUCUUGCAUGUCGUAUUCUUUAAUUAAUAAUAGAAGAAAUGAUUGAAAACGAAUGUCAUUCUUUUGAGCAUUAUUGUAUAAUAGUAGCAUAUGAAUUUACGCAUUCAUUCAUAAAUUGCACCACAUGAGUCAUCUUGCACCUCUGGGUGUAAGACGAGUUUUUCUAGCAUCCGAAAAAACACUGGCAAAAUCUGUCUACCAUGCAAUAAAUGAAUUUUAAGUUAAAAGAAGUCCUUAAUUGUACACCUUUAAAAUUUGAUUCUAGAAGCUGCAUGCUACUUCAUCUCUAACUAUUCUCUAAUAAAGUACUGAUAUAUGCACCAGACGAAUGUAAUGCACAAAGGUAUUUGACCAGUAAGUGCUAUUGAUAAUUUUCUUACGACAACGUAUUCUUACGUUCCGAUAAUGCAACUCGUAAAAAUCAGGCUAAAAAGCCGUGGUUUGAUACAGAAUGUAAAAAUGCCAGGAAUAAGUAUUUGCAUGAUAAGAAUUAUUACAGAAGAAUUAAGUCGUUAGAAAGUUACGAAUCACUGGUUUCUAGUAGCAGAUCUUAUAAAAAAUUGUUGAAUAGUAAAGUAAGACAUUUUCAGCAAGGUGUAAGUAAGAAACUAGCAAACUUACGCUCUACUGACCCGAAAGCUUUUUGGGGACUAUUAAAUAAUACUCGAGUGAGAAAAAAGACACUAUUUCCAACAUUUCUAGUCAGGUAUUUUAUGAGCAAUUUUGUGAAAUUAAAUCAAGACAUUGUUAAUGUCGAGGAGGGGGAUACUGGUAGUUUGGAUAUUGAUUUGUUGCCUUGUAAUAAUGACAUGUUAAAUGCGGAAAUUACUGUUGGUGAGAUUAAAAAGAUUGUCAAAGGCUUGAAAAAUAGCAAAAGCCCUUCUGUGUUUGAUAAUAUACUAAAUGAGUACUUAAGAUAUGCGAAUAAUGAAAAUUUAUUGUCUCUUGUAUGUCAGUUGUUUAACAUUGUAUUGGAUUCAGGAUUUUUCCCUGAUGUUUGGAGUCGUGGAGUUAUUUUACCAAUAUAUAAAAAUAAAGGUGACAUUCAGGAUCCCAACAAUUACAGAGGCAUUGAUAUUCUAAGCUGUUUUGGCAAAUUGUUCACAAAUAUUUUAAAGGAAAGACUUAAUAGUUACUUAGAAGAUUACAAUCUACUUAAUGAAGAACAGACAGGCUUUCGUAAAACAUAUGGUACUGUUGAUCACAUAUUCUCUCUAAAACUAUUGAUUGAUUUUUAUUUAGGGUUUGGAAGAAAGAUGUACUGUGCUUUUGUUGAUCAUAGGAAAGCGUUUGACUUUGUGAAUCGAGUGUAUCUUUGGCAAAAAUUAUUGGCCCAUGAUGUAGAUGGAAAAUGUAUAAAAAUUAUUUAUAAUAUGUACACCAAAGCCAAAUCUUGUGUCAAAGUCAAUAAUGUGUUAUCUAGCUUUUUUAGUAGUCAAACUGGUGUGCGUCAGGGUGAAAAUUUAUCGCCCAUUUUGUUUUCAGUAUUUCUGAAUGAUCUUACUCAAUAUAUUUCAACAAAAUUUGAAGGUCUGGCUUCAAUGUCUACUUUUGAAUAUCUUAGUGAUGAUGAUAUGGAAGUUUAUUUAAGGAUUUUCUUGUUGUUGUACGCUGACGAUACAGUCUUGUUAGCAGAAAAUCAUAUUGAGUUACAGACAGCUUUAAAUGCGAUGCAUGAUUAUUGUAAGUUGUGGGGGUUGCAAGUUAAUGAGGAUAAGACCAAAGUGGUUGUUUUUAGUAAAUCUAAAUCGAAACGUAUUCCUGAUUUUUUUCUAUAAUGACAAAAGACUUGAAAUUGUUGAGGACUUUUCUUAUCUUGGUAUACUUUUUAAUUAUAAUGGCAUUAUUUCUAAAGCCAAAGCAAAACUUGUAGAACAGGCAAGACGUGCCAUGUUUUCGAUUAUCCAGAAAUCUCGUAAACUUAAUCUUACUAUCUCUAUGCAAUUACAUUUAUCUGAUACAAAGAUUGUACCAAUUUUGUUGUACGGAAGUGAGGCCUGGGGUGUUGAAAAUCUUAAGAUUUUAGAACAAUUUCAUUUAAAAUUUUGUAAAUUCAUCUUGAAUUUGAAACCAUCCACACCAAAUUGUAUGGUGUACGGUGAGUUAGGUAUGUUGCCUAUAACGCUGCAGGCCAAAUCUAGAUUAUUAUGUUAUUGGAGCAAAUUAUUAAAUACUAAAGAUAAUAAAAUUUGUAAAAUAUUGUAUAAAACUAUUUUGCAUUUGCAUAACAGCAAUAUACAUACUUCCCCUUGGAUAUCAUUUGUUAAGUGUAAUCUUGACGAGCUUGGUUUGUCUGAAUAUUUUAUUAACCAAAAGGUUACAAACUUGAGACAUUUCAAAUCACUGGUUAAGACUAGAUUGCAAGAUCAUUUUGUACAAAACUGGAAUAACUCUGUUGAUAACUCUCAUAAAUGUCUUGUAUAUCGUAUGUAUAAAAAAGUACAUUGUUUUGAAAAAUAUCUGGAUAUCUUGCCACAUAAUUUAGCUAAGACUCUUUGUAAAUUUAGAACUAUGAAUCAUUCUUUACCUACUGACAAGGGAAGACAUUAUAACAUUGAACGUUGUGAAAGAAAAUGUACACUUUGUGACAAACAUUCAAUUGGGGAUGAAUUUCACUAUCUAUUUGAAUGCGACUUCUUCAGUGCCAGUAGAAAAAAGUCAGUGCCAAAAUAUUAUUUUAACCAUCCUAGUUCAUUCAAAUUAGAUGAUCUUAUGAAUUGUAAAAUUAAGUCAAAACUUAUUAAACUAGCAUUAUUUUGUAAAACCAUUUUGUCUAAGUUAAAAUAAUUUCAUUCUCCAUGUAAAAUAUAUUGAUCUCAUAGUUGGAUGCACAUGUGUAACUCUUAGAAACAGUAAAAUGACAUAGCUUUAUUUUUUAAAUUUUUUUUAGAUAACAAUAUGCUGCUUUUUUGUUUUGUACACUUAGCAUUGUCUUUGAAAUUACUGAUUCAAUAUGUGUAUCAUUGUUUUAAUCACAUGAAUUUAUAUGCCCUGAUGUAGAAAUAAACUUGAAACUUGAAACUCGUACGAGCAUUUGGCUUUCCGGAAAUUUCCGAUCACUUC